AUGCUCCUAGGCCUCAGCGGCCUUGGAGCAGCCUUCUGUGGCAUGCCAGACCUGACCGACGAGGACCACACCAUAAUGCGCCAGCUGCAAGCAAAUACUUCCAGCCGACUAGACGCUCGGGCUCUGUCGAUAGAUCCAAUUCAGGUCCAUGUCCAUGUUGUCACAAACUCCAGCCAGAACGACCUUUAUACGGAUGAUGUCCAGAAAAAUAUCGAUGCCAUCAACGAAGGCUUCGCCGACACCGUAUUCAACUUCAAGCUCGUGGAAACCAGGGCCAUCGUCUACCAAUACGAUGGCGAGCUAAAGUCUGGAUCGGAUGCUGAAAAAGCUGUCAAGCAACACCGCAUCGGCAACGCCAAUACCCUCAACAUCUAUUUGGUACCACGUACCCGCCAGGGAGCUCUAGGAUACGCGUCGUUCCCGUGGGUCUACAAGGACAAACCUUUGAGGGACGGCAUCGUGAUGAGGAGAGCCAUUCCCAAGGGAAAAAACAAAAAGACCACCUUGGGCAAGCCCUUGGUCCACGAAGUUGGCCACUGGCUUGGCCUGUUCCACACCUUUCAGGGCGGUUGUACCGAGCCUGGGGACUACGUUGACGACACCCCGGCCGAAACUAAGGGUGAGAGAGGCUGUCUUGUUGGCCUCGAUUCAUGCCCGGACAAACCUGGGCUGGAUCCGAUUCAUAAUUACAUGUCCUAUCAUGCCAGCAAGUGUAAGUCGGAAUUCACGCCUGGCCAGAUACGGCGUAUGGAGGACUCUUGGAAGAAAUACAGGGCUUUCCCAGCUACGACUACUCCACAGAGCAGCCACUCUCCUUCAAGUAGCAAGGCUAUCCCAUCAAGUAGCAAAGCCACGGUUUCAAGUAGCAAAGUCACUCUUUCAAGUACAAAAGCCGCUCUUUCCGGUACAAAAGCUGAGCAGACUAAGGCAGGCUAG
Messenger RNA from Aspergillus versicolor CBS 583.65, 936 nucleotides. RefSeq names its product zinc metalloprotease. The record is from RefSeq and is a predicted model, not a curated record. NCBI's taxonomy places the organism in Eukaryota, Fungi, Ascomycota, Eurotiomycetes, Eurotiales, Aspergillaceae. Gene Ontology annotation, molecular function: metallopeptidase activity. Bases 1 to 936 code for a protein of 311 amino acids. The transcript has 4 exons.